AUGUUCACAGCUACUAAGCUCCAAGUAGCGACGUACCUACUUGGCGUCUGUCCCUUUUCCAUAGCGUUUCUUGUCUUUCUCAAUUCCUCGGUCUCUUUUGUCAUUACAGACCUUAUCGGCAAGGAGGAUGGUGUUGGUGAUGCUGUUGGUACCCUGGGGUUUGCUGAUGAACUGGUGGCAUUGGUAGCAUGUCCUCUAUGGGGUUUGCUCUCUGAUCGAAUGGGCCUACGCUUUGUCUGCGUCGCAGGCUACUUGGUCAUUUGCCUAGCCCUGGUGUUAUUCGUCCAAGCUAAAAAUGUCUAUCCUCAGCUGCUGCUGGCUAGGUUGUUCUUCAGUGUUGGGGGUGCUGCGGCCUCUACUAUGGUUACGGCUAUUCUACCUGCUGUUGCGGCACCGACUACAGGUGCCCCAGCUGAAAGUCAGCGCGCGGGUGCCGCUGCUGGGGCAAAUGGUCAUGCUUCCAGACCAUCAAUUGAGUCGGAAGUGACGAUCACACCCGCUAGAUUUGUAUCAAGAUCCUCGCAACACAACACCAAAGCUGAUUCGAUAGCCACUAACUCAGACAUCGCUGGGUCAACGAGUCGAGUUGCCGGGUUUGUGGGCAUGUUUACUGGCUGCGGUGCCUUGAUCGCACUGACCAUUUUCCUACCGCUUCCUGCUAAGUUCCAGUACGCAGGUGUGGGAGAGAAAGCUGCUCUCAAAGACAGUUUUUACAUUGUGGCUGCCGUGGCCUUUCUACUGGCUGUCUGGUGCUUGUUUGGUCUUCGACGUCUGCAGAGUGAUACUGAAGACUAUCGCUUGCAGACUCACGCCUCUCAGGGUACCCAAGAGGGUUCACGCCUCACCAACGGACUCGUUCAAAUGUCGAAUAACUUUCAAACAGCUAUCAUGGCAGGAUUUAGACGCUCCGAGAUAGGCAUUGGAUACCUUGGAGGUUUCGUGGCCCGCGCUUCCUCUGUCGGCAUUUCUCUUUUCAUUCCCCUUCUCGUCAACGCAACGUUUCUGUCAUCCGGCCUUUGUGUGGACCCUGCCUCCAACGAUGAUCCAACUGGUCUCCCAGACAUCAAGAGAAAGUGUCCUCGAGCUUACGUCGUUGCGGCAGAGCUCACGGGCGUGACGGAGCUAGUGGCACUUGUCUUUGCUCCUGUAUUUGGCUACUGGGCAGCCAAAUCAACGAGGAGAGAAAUUCCACUACUUGUGGCUUCAAUGGCAGGAAUUAUCGGGUAUCCUUUAUUCGCCAACGAAUUCGACCCUGACGACAGAAACAUAUCGCAGCGGGCAGCAGCAUUCUUCGCUGCUUGCCUCAUCGGGAUCAGCCAGAUUGGCGCAAUCGUCUGCAGCUUAGGCACACUGAGCAAAGGUAUACUACACAAAGAAGCAGAUGGUCCCCCCAACGCCUUGGUGCACGACCGUCAAGGAGCUGACGCCCACCCUAGCGAGGAGUCCCCCCUCCUGACAGCCACACAACAAGGAGCUGGAGAAGUCCCGUUAUCAACCUUGAAGGGCUCUGUGGCCGGUGUAUAUUCGCUUUACGGAGGUGCCGCAAUCCUGAUACUCACCAAAAUCGGGGGUUUGAUGUUCGAUAAAGUGUCUUUGGGGGCCCCGUUCUAUAUUAUGGCAAUUUUCAACGCAAUUCUCAUGGUGGCCUGUUCGAUCUCAAGCCUCUGGAUUACCAAAGAACCCGCCGUACAACGAGACUCCGGGGCAGCACGCGGUAUCGAAUCAUGA
Messenger RNA from Fonsecaea nubica, 1728 nucleotides. RefSeq lists its product as hypothetical. Gene Ontology annotation, biological process: transmembrane transport. The coding region runs from base 1 to 1728 and encodes 575 amino acids. The transcript is spliced from 2 exons. NCBI's taxonomy places the organism in Eukaryota, Fungi, Ascomycota, Eurotiomycetes, Chaetothyriales, Herpotrichiellaceae. The record is from RefSeq and is a predicted model, not a curated record. Gene Ontology annotation, molecular function: transmembrane transporter activity.